This is a messenger RNA of Ectocarpus sp. CCAP 1310/34, 801 nucleotides long. NCBI's taxonomy places the organism in Eukaryota, Phaeophyceae, Ectocarpales, Ectocarpaceae. The record is from the annotation of a GenBank genome assembly.
CGUCCUACGUACACAGGCGGCCAGAGAGGCAGGCGAUAGCUAGCCUGACACGCCAGCGUGAAUCCAAGAGAGGAUACGGAGAUACGGACGAAGCGGUAGGGUGCAUCCUCGACAUUGGUUCGAGGGCACAUGAAACGCUCGAGAGCUCCAUCAUCGAUAGCAGCAGCAGCUGCCAGCGACGGCGGCGGCGGCGGUAGAAGCGUCCGUGGUGCCCAAUCGCGGGGUAACUCCGGAAGCAGCUUGACCGGCGGCGAGGAGUCCCAGCAAUCCCUCGAGGUGGACGUCGGCAUGGAAGACGCCAGCCACGUUGGUAGAGGCAGCACUUGCCAGACGUCCGCCAAGCAAUCUCUCCGACGCCGGUCCUCUCGCACCUCUCCUGUUGGCAGCAGCAGCAGCGGCGGAAGCAACAGCAGCUGCAGCGGCGGCGGCGGCGGCGGCGGCGGCAGCGGUAAGAGGCAGAAGACAGCUGUCACCGGGAACAGCAGCGGCGGCGGCCCCCAGAACUGCUGUUCUACGACGACUAAAAGCGGCCCGCGGUCCGCGGCGCGAUCUCCGAGAUCUCCGACGGCGACGGCCAUGGCGAGCGUGGAAGCCAACGGCACCACGUCCUACCCCUCCUCUCCGAAUACGGGAGCGGCAGGCAGGGGGGGGGCGGGGGGUCCGAAGAAUCGCAGGGGAGGAGGGGGAGGUGCGAAAGCCUCGGAGAAGGGGGGGGGCCGGGGUGGUGACGAGGGAGGGGGGCGUGGUGGUGGANGGGGGAGGUGCGAAAGCCUGGGAGAAGGGGGGGGGCCGGGGUGGUGA